AUGAUGCUUUGGGUGAUGACCUGCACCUGCUCAGCUGAAAUGGUCACGCGAGAGACGCUUGAACGGAGCCAAGGCAGUGAGCUAGGUGGUCUGAAAGUCUUACCAGAGACUGGUGACGGCGCCCCACCUAGCUCGAAAGCUCCGCCUUAUCCGGAUAUCUCAAUGUCUGCGCGCGCGUUUGGGUUCUCCGCCCUUGCCGAUCUUCCAGCACAAAUUGUUGCCGUCGCAACUGGAUCAAAAUCGACGCGGACAACUGGAGCAGAUAUCCCACCUGCUCCUAAGCCUGCGGCGGUUCCCGUUACUUCCGCACCUAUCCCAAUACCACCCGCUCCUCAGCAGCCGAGCCCUCAAGCGCCACCACGACCUGAGCUUCAGCCAUUGCUUGUUUCUCCGCCUGUUUCUACGUCCGCUGUGCCGCCAGCAGCCUUCGACCCGACUGAGCAGGAGGACAGCGCUGACGCAACGCAGCAUCAUGGUCAGUGCGGCAACACUCCGGAAGGCUCAGACAGCGCCGAGGAAGGUUCCUCUACUGAGGCUUCUAGCGCUUCUGAAGGCUCUAGCACAUACUCAAAAUCAAGCAGCUAUGAUGGCAAUGCUGCAGGUACGCUAGCCAAGGGAAUCGCGAAUACUGUCGCUUCCAGCUUCCCGGGCAAUCUGGGCAAUCUGGGAGCGUCCAUCGGGCAGAUUGUAGCAGGAGCAGAGGGACUCGGUCAUGUCGGAUGA
This is a messenger RNA of Mixia osmundae IAM 14324, 723 nucleotides long. RefSeq lists its product as uncharacterized. The record is from RefSeq and is a predicted model, not a curated record. The coding region runs from base 1 to 723 and encodes 240 amino acids. The transcript has 4 exons. Lineage: Eukaryota; Fungi; Basidiomycota; Mixiomycetes; Mixiales; Mixiaceae.